UGAACGGCUUGUGAAUUCAGGAACGAAUAAAAUGAUAAACUGAAGACAUAAACAUGAAUUUCAAAAUAUUGAGUGCAUUUAUUUCGGUGGUUUUCACCAUAGUUUGGGCGAAGGACAAUUGUCUUUCUCAGAAAUCGAACUCCAAACUGUUCUGUUAUUACAGUAAAUUGACGGAUGUCGAAGGUUGUGGUUGUAGUCAUGUAAUUUUACCAUCGGACACUGACGUGAAAUCGAUUGAAAGGUUUAGGGAUGUAAUGAAAGGUGUCAAAGUUCUAAUCAACGUCAACGAAUUUAACCAGGGAUUGGUGGAUUUGUUAAAGACUAGCAAAGUGGAUGGUUUAGAGAUAAGCUUAAGGAAACUGGAUUCGAAGAACGACAUAAGCGAUUUCAUAUCGACUGUACGAACAAAACUUGGGUCGGAUUUGCAAAUCGUACUUUCCGUACCUCCGAAAAAUGAAAUCUUAGCCAAAUAUUUCGAUUUCAAAACACUGAGCAAAAAUACUGAUCAUUUCAUCCUUCAAACUUCAUUUUUGGGGGCCAACAAAAACACCACUUUUCAUCCGAGCCGUUUGUCUGGAUUAUGGGACAUGCAAAACACUGAUUCCGUGGUCGAUUUGGUAACUGGUUUGGGAGCUCCUCUUUCCAAACUGGUCAUAACCCUUCCCGUACAAGGCUUCCAUUUUAAACUCCAAAAUUCUAAAUUCACAACACCAGGAAGUCCCGCUUUAGAAGUCAAAUCCAUCACCAGAGAUGAAUUAUGCGGACUCAUGAAGAACGGUAAAAACUGGACCUUGGAAAGAGAUGAAGAUCAAGCUGGGCCAUACAUUUUCAGUGAAAAUGAUUGGGUGGCGUUUGAAGAUGCGACAAGUGUGAAUAUAAAAGCAAAAUAUUCGAGAAUCCGUGGAUUGGCUGGUAUUGCCUUGAAGGACGUCUCCCAAGAUGGGGGAUCGAAAUGCGAGUCUACGAUUCUGGAAGCCGCCUACAAUGGACUUUCAAAACAGGCUCGUGCUCCCAGAGGCGCUGUCCUUCAUUCCUUAGAAAGAGAGAUCAUCGAGAGUCCCGCUCGUUCAUUAGACAACAUACAAAUAUCUCCGUACAGGAUUUCCAGAGUUGUGGACGUUGAGGGACAUGUUCACAUCGUCAAAAAGGAUACGAGAACGGAGUUUGAGUGUUCUCGACAAGGUUACUUCGUACAUCCACGUUCCUGUAACAGAUUCUACAGGUGCGUAAAGUUCGAUCAAUAUUCGGACGAGUUCAGCGUCUUUGAAUUCGACUGUCCCGCUGGCUUAGCCUUCGACGAACAUGUCGAGGUUUGCGUGUGGCCCGGAAGUCUUCCUCAUGCUUCUGCUUGUUCGGGAAGUAGUGAAAUUGCUCCAGUGCCAAAGAACCGGUUUGUUUGCCCAGAACAACCAGGAUAUUAUGCAGACCUUGAAAAUUGUCGGUGGUUCUUUGCCUGUUUAGACCAUGGAAACUCUCCUCUAACAGCCUACGAAUUCAGAUGUCCCUUCGGAUUGGUUUUUGAUCAAGACCGUUUGAUUUGCGAAUGGCCAUGGUUCGUUCCCAAAUGUGCAAAUGGUGAAGGUUUCAGUCGCAACAUUGUUACUCAAGAUUUCUACGGUUCCGGAUACGUCUUAGAUCAAUAUGAUGGUUUGAGCAGUCUUGGACCCGUUAAACUUGGAGGUCUAAGUGGAACCAUCACCCAACCUGUUGCUAAAGUUUACAGUAAUGUUGAAGGCUCUACUUUAGAACUCGGCUUGUCGAAGAAUGCACGCUUGUCUUUAGUUAACGCCGGACUGCUUAAAACUGUGUCUGCAGGUUUCGCUUUGAAUAGUUUUCCGAAGGAUUCAUUCGGACAAUUCAAUUCUAAGAGCUAUGGUAACGGUGCAGAAGUUGCGGGAGUUGGUUCUGAUAAAUAUUACUCGUCUGGUUCUCAAAUUUCUGGAUUUAGUAAUGAAGGUUUUGCCGAAUUAAAUGGUGUUGUUGGAAGUUCCUCGGGUCAAUAUUAUUAUCAAAAUGGAGGAAAACUCAUUGGAGAAGCUGGUAUUGGUAACGAGGGUUCUGUCGGCUUAAAACUUGCUGAUAGAGGAGGUUCUUCCAGCCAAUAUUUCAACCAACGCGCUGGAGUAGCUGGAGGUGAUGACCAAAGUUCCGCCCAAUUAAUUGGUAAACUUGUUGGAGUUACUCUUGGAAACUCUUAUCAAGGUGCUGCUGAAAAUUCUGCUCAGUAUUAUAAUCAAGAACAUGGCAACAAUUUUGCUGAGAGUUAUCUAGGAACUGCAAGAGUUAAUGUUUCUACAGAAAUCAUUGAUUACAACGCUGGUAAUAAUGUUCCUACGAUGAUCGAUUCUGGCGAACAUUAUUCAUCAGAUUUUAUAAAUGGAUUACAAGGAUCGGCAGGACUUUCUAAUCAGUAUAGAAACCAUCAACAACAGGAAAAUAACCAAUAUUACUCUGCAGGCAGUCAAAUAGUUUAUGGACAACAAGAAGGAAACUUGGCGGAACUCGAAAAUUCUGCAAAGUAUGGAGCGAAAUCCCAUCAAACAUUUUUACAGUAUCAAGAAAAAACUACAAAUGAAGCUCGGUAUCUCAACGAAAUGGGACUUGGAACAUUUGGAAGCGGCACUAUUGGAAAUAUUAAUAUUGUUGGUGGAGGAUACUCUGCUGUUGGAGUUAGUGAUGGAGUACAAAUUUCCAAUAAUGGAGGAAAUAUUAAUUUGGUGUCCGUUACUCCUUCGCCCAUUCCUAUAUCAACUGAUCCAUCAAUUCCCAUCGUCAGUUCUGUACCAAUACCAACGAUUAAAUCAGAUACAACUUUCCAAAGCAAGGGGGGAGUUGUAGCCAACGUUCCACAGUUACAGUACAAGGUACGAACAACAGCUACUCCAUCUUCUCAGUACAUAAUUAAAGAGAAAUUGAAUCCGACUUUAAUUCUGCAAUCUGCCAAAUUACAACCUAAACCAAUUUCUAUUAUACAAUCUGCUCAACAACAAUUAGGCGGAUAUGUUUAUGAAAAACCAACAAUCACGUUUGGAGAAAAAACUGUAGGUCAACUUGCUGUUUCCCCUGUUAAUUUCCAAAAACAAGAUUCAUCUGGUGGAUAUAUUUAUGAAAAACCGUUAGUUGCCUUUGAAGAAAAACCUGAGGUAUAUAUUUUUUCAACUCCAAGAACAGUUGUCAAACAAAAAGUUAUUUCCUCUACACCAAAACCUUUCGCAGUAUCUGGUGGAUAUAUUUAUGAAAAACCGUUAGUUGCCUUUGAAGAAAAACCUGAGGUAUAUAUUUCUUCAACUCCAAGAACAGUUGUCAAACAAAAAGUGAUUUCCUCUACACCAAAACCUUUCGCAGUAUCUGGUGGAUAUAUUUAUGAAAAACCGUUAGUUGCCUUUGAAGAAAAACCUGAGGUAUAUAUUUCUUCAACUCCAAGAACAGUUUUCAAACAAAAAGUGAUUUCCUAUACACCAAAACCUUUCGCAGUAUCUUCAACUGUCAAGCCAAUUGCUAAUCAACAACCUGUUCUAACAUUCUCUACUCCAAGACCGUUCACCCUUUCCACUAAUUACGAUUAUAGAAAUAUCGCACAAACAGUAAGUUACAGUUACCCUAAAUCUGUUCUUCCAUUUGUGGAAAAGACUGAUGUCAAAAUAGAACCUACAGUUCAAACUUAUCAAUCCAUAUUUGAUCAAAAGAAUGUUGAGCAAAAACAAUCUGCCAUAUUUUACAAUUACAAACAGCAAGAGCAAAAACUAGAACCUGUUGUACAAACUUACAAAGUGAAACAACAAGGAUACAUCUAUGAAAAACCUAGUGUUGAAUUUGAAGAGAAGCCUACUGCGACUUAUCAACAAAUCGAUCUUAGUGUCGAUAAGGUUAAGCCUAUUGUUGUUCAACCGGUACAAUCCGUUCAGCCAGCUGUUGUGCAAACGUUCCACCACCAACAGCCUACUGUACAGAAAGCAGUAAUUGAAAAGCUGGGGAUCCAAUAUGAGAAACCUGAUAUUGUGUUCCAGGAAAGACCAAAAUCUACAGUAAUUUCUUCGUUUCAUAUUCAACAACCUACUGCACAGACCGUACAAGCUCAAGAGAAUGUCCAAACAGUGGAUAUUAAAGAGGGGCCUACAAUUGCACAAACGUUGCAUAUCGAACAACCUACCGUAGAAACUGUCAAAUCUGUAAGCUAUGGAUAUGCUAAACCGGCUAUUAAAUUCGGAGAUAAGCAUUUAUCUUUACAAACGGCACAUAUUCAACAACCUGCGGAAACUUUAGGUUAUUACAAGUAUCCAGCUACACAGAAAACAGUUUAUCAAAACAUCGUUCCUUUGGUUCAGCAGCAACCUGAUGUGUUCACAACCUACUCCUAUCAAAAACCUGCAGUUACUAAAUACACUUAUAAAGAUGUAGUGCAACAAACGUAUAUCGCACCAACUUCCACCACAUUAAGACCUGUCGUAGCUUAUGUUUCAAGUACAGUUAUACCUGUUGUUGACGGAUAUCAUUAUCCUAAACCUAGCACAACCUUCGUAGAAGAGCCGAGACCGAUCGUAACAGAGGCCAAGAAACCUGUUUUUUCCACCUAUAAUUACGUACAUCCAACAACUUCGAAACCACUUGUCGAGGAACAAUCUGUCGUCACUGAGUUCAAGAAACCUACUGUGGUAACACAAUACAGUUACGUAGCUCGACAACCUAAACCAGUUGCCAUACAACCCAUUGUGAAUGAAUACAAGAAACCUGUAAUUGUCUCCCAUUAUAGUUUCGUUGCUCCACAACCUAAGCCAAUUACUGUACCGUCUGUGCAGCCUGUGGAGUAUAAAAAACCUGCGAUUGUAACACAGUACAAUUAUGAAACGCCCCAGGUGCAAUCAGUUGUUGCACAACCGGUGCCUUCUGUCGCAAUAGAGCGCGAAAAACCUGCUGAUAUAUCUAGUUACAAUUAUGUUUAUCCUUCAACGCCAAAACCUCAAGUUUUGGAGGAACAGUCGGUAGAAGCCGUUAAUUACGUCACAACAUCGACACAAAAACCGUUUGUGUACGAAAAUAAAAUCGAAUUCCGAGGAUACGAGUAUCCAAAGCCUGAAGAUCAGUUGGAAACGAUUCAACCAGUGCAAGAAGUACCGUUUGUUAAAAAGAAGGUUUACGUAACCGGUUCGAGAAAAUUCCAAGGAUACACAUAUGAGAAACCUAGAAUUAAAUUUGAGGAACAACCUAUCGUUGUCGAAAAUUAUGCAGUACCAAAAAUCAAACAAUUUAGUUCUUCCGUCGACACUUCGAACUUUUAUUUCAUCAACAGAGCUAAAGGUAUAAGAUAUAGCACUACACCUGUUUAUCAAGAGGAAUAUAUUCAGUCGACACCAAGACCCACAUUUAGUUCUACGAUUAAUGCUAUCGUUGCAGCUAAACUUCCCGCUGUUACGCCGAAGCCAGUAAUAUUAUACGGAAGCUCAGAACAAGCUGUGGAAACAGUUACCACCAGUAGACCGAUUGUGAGGUAUUCCUUCAGCAGUUUGGACGAAAUGUAUCAACCUAAUAAUAAAUUAGAGUAUUUGCCUGUUAAAACUAAAGUGAGAGUUAGCACGAUUCCUAAAUAUGGGGAGACUUAUAUACCAGAAGUUAGCAGCCCGACAAUUGAUUAUUUACCUGUCAGUACUACCCCUAAUUAUGUAAAAGUACCAGAAGUUACAAGUUCAAAAAUUAACUACGUACCUGGCAAAACAAAUGUCAGAGUCAGUACUACUCCAAAAUACGUGGAAGUUGUUCCUGAUUUUACCAGGGAAUACUUACCGGUAAAAACUAGAAUAGGAGUUACUACACCAAAGUACGUCGAGAUUACAAGUACGGAGGCGACAAUCCUUGCACCUACAAAGGAAUAUUUGCCAAUAGAACCAACAAAAGAAUACCUUCCAGUUACAACAACCAGACCUAAAACAGUUGUGGUACCAACCAAAGAAUAUCUUCCGGUUACCACUAAAGUACCCAACAGGCAAUAUUUACCAGUCAGAUCUAGAGUAAGAGUUUCAACUACUACCACUGAAAAUUAUGAUGACGGAGAGACGAUUGAAGUGACAUCCAGAAGACCUGUUAAGGUUGUGAAGGUGAUACGACCGAAGGUUAAAACUAUUAUCAAACAGAACGACAUGCAUCCACUUUUGUCUGCCAAAUUGGGAGCACAGUGCACUUGCGUUUCAAACACCUUGAGACUGAGAAAAAAGAAACCACAAAAGAUAAUAAUUGUUGAAGAAGAAGAUGAUGACAGCAACGACGAUGAUGAUGAUGAUCAGAAUACUGACGAAUAUCUCGUGAAGGAUGAUGCUGAUGACAACGAAGACAAUUCCGCAGGUAUUAUCGUAGAAGAUUACAAAUACGAACCUAAGAAGUUAGUGACAUCGACUCCCGAGGUAAAUGUUUCCAGCACUUCUGCAACUGUUGUCUCUUCGAGCCCCGAGUACAAAGUUAGAAAACGUGUACGUGUUAGACCCGUAAGCACCACACAAGCUUCCGAGGUUUUCAUCAAAAGUACCCUAACUCCUGUCGUAAAAAUCAUAAAGACUGUUGAAUCAAAAUCCAAUGAAUCUUCAGAAAAAGAGAUAGUAAAAGGGAUACGCACCGGUCUUAAAUUGGUAAAACAAGCUGCUAAGGAAGGUGUCAAAGAAGGCAUAGAAGAAACUAUAAGCAAAAACUUUGAUAGAUACGGUCCUGGGGGACUCAGGAGCAGAUCUGAGACUCUUCAGGGUACGAUCGAUUGUCAAAGAGCGGGUCUUUUCAGACAUCCGACCCAAUGUAACAAAUUCUACACGUGCAGGUGGGAUUGUACAAAGAAGAAAUUCACUUUGCACGUAUUCAAUUGUCCGGUACAUUUAACCUUCGAUAGUAGUUUGGGGGCGUGCAAUUGGCCAAGUCAAGGGCCAGCUUGUUUGGAGAACACUCUUUUGCCCAGUGAAUAAUUUGGCUGGGGUCGUUCUCCAAUUUAGUUAUUUAUAGUUUAUUGAACAUGUUCAUUGAUGUUUGUUUUUAUUUAUUGCGCCACUUCAUCCCUGGUAGUUAUCAUUUGUAGGUCUUAUUUAUUGGUUUUACGUUUUAAGCACAUUAUAUAGCCUUGCCAUUUUUAUUUAUAUUGUAUAUUAAAAAUUGUAUUAUAAGAUGUAUAAACAUUAUAUUUAAUAAUAAACGAUUUAAACAUA
Molecule: messenger RNA, 7175 nt
Organism: Aethina tumida (small hive beetle)
Lineage: Eukaryota; Metazoa; Arthropoda; Insecta; Coleoptera; Nitidulidae
Exons: 6
Coding region: 54-6938 (2294 amino acids)
Biological process (GO): chitin catabolic process; carbohydrate metabolic process
Cellular component (GO): extracellular region
Molecular function (GO): chitinase activity; chitin binding
Source: RefSeq, a predicted model, not a curated record